AUGCCUUCACUCUCACCACAUCUUCUUCAAGCCCGUUCUGCCUCUCCCGUCUCCUCCUUAAAAGCACGCUUAGAUCCCACAAUUCUCGAAGUCCCCUCUGCCGAUAUCAAAGCCACAAAGGAACAAAGCGACGCUUUUGAAAAAUGGUUCGAUGAUUUGCCCAAAGAUAGCAAGAAGAAGUUGAGAAAAUUUCAGAAAGAACAUGGGUUAACGCGGGAUCAAUUGAUCUUGGCUGCGUUAAAGAAGUGGGCGCCGGACUAUGUGGGGCCAUUUAAGAUGGCGAUGUUUUUUGGUAUUGUGUAG
This is a messenger RNA of Botrytis porri, 303 nucleotides long. RefSeq lists its product as uncharacterized. The record is from RefSeq and is a predicted model, not a curated record. The transcript has a single exon. Bases 1 to 303 code for a protein of 100 amino acids. NCBI's taxonomy places the organism in Eukaryota, Fungi, Ascomycota, Leotiomycetes, Helotiales, Sclerotiniaceae.